GUCGAACUGAAUUCAAGGUGCAUCCGCGGCAUCGCAGGGCGCACAAAGUGUCGGUCAAAAUCCAAACUCCAUCCUUCAGCAUUCGAAAUGAGGCAUGCACCAUCAAAUUUUAUGACACUCUCAGCCUUGCGCGCCGGAAAGUCACAAGCAACCAAAGCGCAACAAGACUGUGAUUCCCCAUCCAGCUCCAGCUUUCUCCUGCAGUCUCUACCCCUCCCCUUUCCCCUCUGGAGCUAAAGACGUUUCUUUGGAGAAAGUUACAGCUGACCCGUCCCUCAUCCUCAACAGCAGGUGCCACGCGAUUGUUAUAUUGUUUUGGAAUAGUUUCUGCUGUAAACCGGACGUAGAAGUUACAACAGUUCUAUUAUUGGCCAGGCAUCAUGAGUUCCUCUAAUCAGGAUCAGUACAAGACCCUUUUAAGUGGAGGUAUCGCUGGAAUGUGCUCAAAAACUACUGUGGCUCCACUUGAUCGCAUCAAAAUUCUCUUUCAAGCUCACAACAGCCACUACAAAAACCUCGGUGUUUGGUCUGGCCUCAAUGCCAUUCGUAAAAAUGAAGGAUUUAUGGCCCUGUACAAGGGCAAUGGAGCCCAAAUGGUUCGAAUAUUUCCCUACGCAGCCAUACAGUUUACAGCAUUUGAACAAUACAAGAAGACUUUUAAAUCUUUUUUAGGAACUGACACUGUGUUGGGGGCUUUUGCUGUUAAAUUUGGAGCUGGUGCAUGUGCAGGGACUACAGCAGUCACUGCUACGUAUCCUCUUGACACUGUUCGUGCUAGAUUAGCUUUCCAAGUUAAGGGAGAGCACAAAUACAAAGGCAUUAUUGAUGCAUUCAAAACUAUUUAUAAAAGUGAGGGCGGUUUAUUAGCACUAUAUCGGGGUUUCAUACCCACACUUUGUGGGAUAUUUCCAUACGCUGGGUGCUCAUUUUAUUCUUUUGAAACACUAAAGAAUUUAUGCAUGCUGUAUCUUCCAUCUUAUACAUGCGAAACAUGUGCGGAAAAUACUGGUGGAUUAGUGUUGCUAUUGCCUGCCAAGUUGGUAUGUGGCGGCUUUGCUGGUGCAGUUGCCCAAAUAGUGUCAUAUCCCUUGGAUGUCACCCGAAGACGAAUGCAGCUUGCCAUGAUGGAUCAAGAAACUGCAAAGUUUGCCCAAAGUAUGUGGGGAACCUUGAAAAUGACCUACAAAGAAAAUGGAAUUGUGAGAGGACUCUACCGUGGCAUGAGUACUAACUUCUACAGGGCGGGUCCUAUGUUUGCGGUAUCUUUCUCAACAUUUGAACUUAUGAAACAGUUACUUGGACUAGACACUGGGUCAUCAUAAGAGCUUUUUGGCUUGGGAAUGUGAAAGCAACCAUUUAUGAAAUUAACAAGUCGGCUUAAAUGUUUGAGGAGGGAGAAGAGUAUACUGAGUAUAAUUGAAGUACAAGAUAAUUUUGAAUCUUACCUAGAUGGGAACAGUAAAAUGUAUACUGUUUUGUUAAUCAAAAUAGCGUUUUGUGACUGAUGUUUGUUAUAUACAGUUUUAAAAUUUAAUUUUAUGAAAAGUAAUUUUAAGGCAAUAGCAAAUUGUUAUAUUUUCAGUCAGAGUUUUUUGUUGAGCAUUUGUAUGCAUUUUUUUUCUACCUAUUUAAGCAUUGUCUCUUACCAGUUUAGUUUCCCCAAAGGGUUUCUCACUAGUCAACCCUACUUGUUGAAGGUACGUUUUUCUUCUUUUUGCUCAUAAUUCCAAAGUGAGUCAAAUGAAAACCAGAGGUCUUGUUAAAGUACCCCCCGCAAUCCAAGUUUUACCACUAUUACCAAUAUUCUAUUACUCCCAUGCACUCUUUUCGUCACAUAUAGAAAUCCCAAAUAGCUCAGAGAAGUUAUUACAAAGUCAGAGUAAUGAUACUUGCAAAAUAUCUUAGCUUUGUCAAAACCAGCAUUUAAGCAGCACACAAAUUUAUUUAUAGACGCCUAUGUGUCAUUUUAAGGUACUGCAUAUUGAUUGCAAGACACCUAAAUAUGUGAUGAUUCUGCAAUGAUGUUGUUAUCUAGUUUUUAUUGAGAAAGGACUGACAUAAAUGACCAAAUCAUAAAAUAUAUAUAUUGUUUUUUUUUAAACUAGUGAAAUUAGUGUGAAUUUUAAGUGUACCACAUAUUGUUCUUGUUAGACAUUUAUAAAUCAAGAUGUGGUAUUCAUUCCACAAAUGGAGAUUUUAUGAUGUUAAUUGACCCAAAUCAACAAUGAUUUCAUUGCUUACAGUAAUUUUUAUUUAUUUUCUACCUUCAGUAAUUGUUACCAUGUUCUUGUUUUUAUUUUUAGCUGUUAACGAGGUGGUGGUUAAGUUAAUUGUGUAUUGACAAGUUAUUAGGUAAGUAAUGCCUCAAGCAGCUUGGCUUGCUUGGCAAAGAAUGAGAUGUGAUGAUUUUCUACAAGCUCAUUACAAAUUUGUUGUUGUGGUGUUACCUGUGGUUAUUUAUCACUAUUUUCAGCAAUAAUGCAAUGGUGUGUUGAUUAUAUAUGGAUACACUGAUAAAUAUCUCUUCUGUAGAAAUAUCUUGCCAAUAGUAGCCAACCUACCACCAUGAGACUCAUGAAGUUUUAGUUUAAUGAUAAUAUAAUCGGAAACAGGUUACAGAAAUAAAGUAACCCGCUCUUGUUCACAUUACCAUUCUCCUUCACAAUUUUAUAUGCUCAAAUCAUCACACUGUGCAUUGUAAUCGUCAGAAGUUUGAACUGUGAGAAUGAUUAUAACAAUUUGUAGCAUGUAGCACACUAGAAAAAACCAAAUGAAUUGUAGACCGCACUACCAAAAGAAAUACAUAAGUAUUUGAGUGAAA
Messenger RNA from Frankliniella occidentalis (western flower thrips), 2821 nucleotides. Its product is annotated as solute carrier family 25 member 16-like. The transcript has 7 exons. Bases 381 to 1322 code for a protein of 313 amino acids. The record is from RefSeq and is a predicted model, not a curated record. NCBI's taxonomy places the organism in Eukaryota, Metazoa, Arthropoda, Insecta, Thysanoptera, Thripidae. Gene Ontology annotation, biological process: transmembrane transport. Gene Ontology annotation, cellular component: mitochondrial inner membrane.